CCUAACACAAACCAAACAGGGGCAAUGGAAGGCAGCUCCAGCAUCAAUAAUGGAUGGAGAAUUUGCAUAUUGGCAAGCUUCAUAGGCGGUAUCAUCUUGGUCUUCUGUCUUAACCAUUCUCGCAACGACAUAAGCCUUUCAACUGUUCAAAGCUUAGCUGCAACUGCUGCACCGUCCAACACUGAUGAAUUCAAUACUUCAGCUCACUCACCUGCAACUGCAGCACCAUCCAACUCUAAUGAGUUCAAUACUUCAGCUCUCUCACCUGCACCGGCAGCACCAUCCAACACUAAUGAAUUCAAUACUUCAGUUCACUUAGCUGUACCAGUAGCACCAUCCGACAUUAAUGAGUUACGUACUUCAACUCGUGAUGAAUAUGUAAAAAAGAAACCAGUGGAGAUAAAAAUGGAAGAGUGUAAUAUUUUCGACGGAGAAUGGAUUUAUAAUCCCAAGGAAAGUCCUUUAUACAAUGGACAUCAGUGUCCCUUCCUUAGUGAUCAAGUCAGCUGCCAAAGGAAUGGACGACCAGACAUUGAUUAUCAGAAGUGGAGUUGGGAGGGUAAAGGAUUAUGCCAGAUUCCUAGGUUUAAUGCUACUGACAUGUUGAAGAGACUCAAGGGAAAGAGAGUGAUUAUAGUGGGAGACUCUCUCAACAGAAACCAAUGGGAGUCUCUAGCUUGCCUUCUUUAUUCAGCCAUAUCUCCCUCUCGAGCCCAUGUUGACAUUCGAAGUGGCACCUACAAGGUCUUCAAAGCACUGGACUAUCAUUGCUCUGUUGAGUUUUAUUGGAGUCCGUUUCUUGUGCAACUAGAGACAAACCAAAAAAAGGGUAGAAGGAAUAAUAUUUUGAAGCUUGAUGAAGUUUCGACCUCGGCCAAAAAGUGGAAAGGCGCCCACAUAAUGGUGUUCAACACGGGUCACUGGUGGGUGCACCGUGGAAAGAUCAAAGCGUGGGACUUGUUUCAACGUGAUGGAAAACUGGUGGAGAACAUGGAAUUAGAGUUGGCCUUCGGAAUAGCCAUGAAUACUUGGGCUCACUGGAUCAAUAAACAUGUGGACAAAACCAUAACAAGAGUGUUUUUUAGAAACAUGUCUCCUGAACACAAAGGCACGCAGUGGUGCUACAACAGAACUCAACCCAUGAAGGAUGAGUCCUUGAUAACAACAUUCCCCAAGUCAAUUAUAGGAAUCGUUGAGAAAACAAUUGGAGGCAUGAGGACGCCAGUCAAGUACCUAAAUAUCACAAAGCUAUCUCAAUAUCGGAUUGAUGCACAUCCAGCAAUUUAUGCGAGAAAACAAAAGCAAGUGUUAAUAGCAAAGCAACAGAGGCAGCCAGAGUCUUAUGCAGAUUGUAGCCACUGGUGUUUGCCUGGAGUGCCUGAUACGUGGAACAGACUACUCUAUGCAUCCAUGGUUGACAAUUCUUAAUCGAAUUUUAUUGACUAA
Messenger RNA from Pistacia vera, 1446 nucleotides. RefSeq names its product protein trichome birefringence-like 3. Gene Ontology annotation, molecular function: O-acetyltransferase activity. Gene Ontology annotation, cellular component: Golgi apparatus. Lineage: Eukaryota; Viridiplantae; Streptophyta; Magnoliopsida; Sapindales; Anacardiaceae. The transcript has 4 exons. The record is from RefSeq and is a predicted model, not a curated record.